UUAGAGCUAGAGGGUGAAGGCAGGAGAGAAUGGUUUAUUCCAAUGAGAUUUAGCAGCUGUUGUGUUGUUUCCCCUCUUACAUUUAAAACAUCAUGUGUUUUUUUUCUACUUUAGAAAAACACACAGAGAAGAUAGUAAAGUGACAAGGAUAUGAUUAGUUUUACAUUAAGAAGCAGUAAUUGUAAAAUUUAGAUUUUCUUUACCACUGAUGGAAUUCACAUUACUAGGAAACAGUUUUUAUUGAAUUAAAAAAAGAAGUUUGACCUUUUGAAAACAUGUACUUCUUAUCGCGGACAGUUAUCAUUGCUUUGGCUCUACAACUAGUUUAUCAUAUUCCUGUAAAUGCGACAAGCAAGAACUGUGACACUAUUUAUAAAGGCUUUGCUAACUGUCUUAUCAGCCUGGGAGACAGUAUGGCUCAGAAUACCCAUAACAUGAAAGUAAAUGAAGACUUGGAUGACACUGAAGAGCUUGAUUUUAUAUGCAAAUCUUGGGAUGAAUUUCACAAGUGUGCCAGCAACAUCUUGGUCAACUGCCCUGAAGAUACAGCUGCCAUAUGGGAGUCCUUGAGACAAGAAUCAAGAAAAAUCCAAUAUCAGGGAAAUCUACAUGACCUGUGCUCUUCAAGAAAUCAGCAGCUAAAUACCAUGGGAGCUGGAGAUACCGGUGAAACAAGCAAAGAAACACUUCAUGGCCUGGCAUAUAUUUCAAAAUACAGUGUAAUAUCAUUUUUUUUUGCUGGAAUACUUCAGUGGAUUAUAGCUGAGCAGACAUAACAAAUAUUUGACUUAAAAAAGUUAACACAUGAACUUUUUUCUAUUGACAUAAAUGUGUUCUUAUAUCACAUUAUAUCACAGUAAAUAUAUUGCACUAUACCCUUUUAAUAACCUACAAUAGCUAUGAUAAUUAGUUACUACAGAAAAAAAUUAUCCCUUUCCUUUUUACAGACUCAGACAUCUAUUUGCAAUUUCUAACGUGCAAGAAAAUUUGAACAGAACUCUGAAUCACAGCACAGUUUUUCUCUGAAGAGCCAUCAGCCUUUACGCCAGCAGUGGGCUGGCUCUUGGAAGUCGUUAUGCAAAUAUCAAAAUUACUUGAUGGAGGGAAGUCAGUUUGCAGGUGUCAGCAUUCCUAGGCAGGUUACAUUUGUAUGCAGACUACAUGUGAUACUAAGCCUCCAUGAUUGAAAAAACUGACAUCCAAUGAAUGAAAGGGGUGAGCCAGUGACAGUAAAGCUGAGGAGUUAAGGACUAGGAGAACUGGACAUCUUACAGGCAGAAAAUUUAGUUGGUGUUUAUCUGAUUUGACACAGCUUCUUAUGCAUUCUAACUACGAGAAGACGAGAAGCUCAGAGUGUGCAGUGAAAACAAAGUUCAGAUUUAAUAUCUUAUCAUUGGUCUAUCUUAUGUACACUAAGCUUAUAUGUGAUUAAUCGACAAGUAAAUAAUUAGUAAAUAAAUCAGUAACAAAACUAUCUCUAUAUACAGAAAGCAAGUCUUUCUUUUAUGUUAUAGGCACAAAUGUGUGUGCUCACAAAAAUCUGGGAUAGCGCAGCAAAGUGCUUUAGAUUUUUUAAUGUAAACCUAGACUUGGCUAUGCACCAUGCAUCCAAUUACAAUUUUGCAGUAUUUAUUCAUCCACCUCAAUAUACAGUCAUAAGUAUUCUUUAUGAUAUUUUAGUAUAUGCUUUUAAAUCUAAGGGAUGCUAUUGAUAAUGUAUGUGUAACUGUACUGUAUGUGUUACAAUAUAAUUCUAUUUUAUGGCC
Messenger RNA from Rana temporaria (common frog), 1766 nucleotides. RefSeq names its product neuritin 1 like (gene NRN1L). The record is from RefSeq and is a predicted model, not a curated record. NCBI's taxonomy places the organism in Eukaryota, Metazoa, Chordata, Amphibia, Anura, Ranidae. The coding region runs from base 276 to 776 and encodes 166 amino acids. Gene Ontology annotation, cellular component: plasma membrane. Gene Ontology annotation, biological process: neuron projection extension; nervous system development. The transcript is spliced from 3 exons.